Messenger RNA from Cucurbitaria berberidis CBS 394.84, 3137 nucleotides. RefSeq names its product urease. The transcript has 7 exons. Gene Ontology annotation, cellular component: urease complex. Gene Ontology annotation, molecular function: urease activity; nickel cation binding. Gene Ontology annotation, biological process: urea catabolic process. Bases 123 to 2642 code for a protein of 839 amino acids. The record is from RefSeq and is a predicted model, not a curated record. Lineage: Eukaryota; Fungi; Ascomycota; Dothideomycetes; Pleosporales; Cucurbitariaceae.
CAAAAAGGUGAAGCUUGAACAGUCUGGUCCGAUUUGAAAGCCCUUUGGAUGGAAUGUAAAGUCUUAAAGGUCCUAUAGAAGCAGCAUCAGUUGCUCCAGUCCUUGGUGGAUAUCUUUACACGAUGCAGUUGUGUCCAAAGGAGCUCGACAAGCUCGUCAUCUCCCAGCUUGGCCUGCUCGCACAGCGUCGCCUAGCUAGAGGUGUCAAGUUGAAUCACGCUGAAGCUACCGCUCUACUCGCCAACAACCUUCAAGAACUUAUUCGAGAUGGAAACCAUACCGUUGCGGACCUCAUGUCUAUUGGAAAGACUAUGCUUGGUCGUCGCCAUGUCCAACCCUCCGUAGUCGCGUCCCUCGCCGCAUUGAUGGUCGAGGGCACCUUUCCGACUGGCACCUAUCUCGUCACCGUUCACCACCCCGUCUCAACCGACGAUGGCGACCUUGAGAAGGCCCUGUAUGGCUCGUUCUUGCCCAUUCCCUCGAACGAGAUGUUCCCCUUACCCGAAGCAAGCGUAUACGAAGAUACGAAGCAACCUGGCGCAAUAGUAGCUGUCAAGGGAGAGGCUGGGACAAUCAAGCUGAACGAAGGCCGCAAGAGGAUCAAGCUCAAGGUCAAGAGCAUGGGCGACAGGCCGAUUCAGGUCGGAUCGCAUUACCACUUCAUCGAGACGAACCCUCAACUGCAAUUCGACCGUGUACGAGCGCACGGGUACCGGCUUGAUAUACCGGCUGGCACGUCUAUACGCUUCGAGCCUGGCGACACCAAAACAGUUACAUUGGUCAAAAUAGCUGGCAACCAGGUCAUAAAAGGGGGAAACAGGCUCGCCUCGGGCUUCAUCCAAGACAUGUCAGUUGCGGAGGGUAUCGCAGAUAGGCUAAAGGCGGGAGGCUUCCUACAUGAGCCGGAACCACUUGGCGACGCUAUACAUAUCGAUAUGUGCACAAUGGAGCGACAGGCUUAUAUCAGCAUGUUUGGCCCUACGACGGGCGAUCUGGUCAGGCUGGGCGCUACGGAUUUAUGGGUCAAGGUAGAGAAAGAUAUGACCAAGUAUGGUGACGAAUGCGCGUUUGGUGGAGGAAAGUCGCUAAGAGAAGGUAUGGGACAAGCAGGAGGCAGAUCAGACAAGGAGUCGUUGGACACUGUAAUUACCAACGCGUUAAUCAUCGACUGGACUGGCGUCUUCAAAGCGGAUAUUGGGAUCAAAGAUGGCAUCAUCGUCGGUAUCGGCAAAGCGGGCAACCCAGAUGUCAUGGAUGGAGUGCACCCGGAUCUAGUUGUUGGAUCGUGUACAGAUGUCAUCGCUGGCGAACAUGGCAUUGUUACAGCCGGUGGCUUUGACACGCAUAUUCACUUUAUUUGCCCUCAGCAAGCGGAAGAAGCCAUCGCGUCUGGCAUCACAACCAUGUUAGGCGGCGGUACAGGCCCAAGUACCGGCACGAACGCGACGACAUGCACGCCAGGCAAGACACACAUCCGACAGAUGCUGCAGGCCAUUGAUGAGCUACCUCUGAACUACGGUAUCACAGGCAAAGGCAACGACUCGGAGCUUCGUCCCCUUCAACAACAAGCCGAAGCGGGCGUGUGCGGUCUGAAGCUACACGAGGAUUGGGGUACCACGCCCGCAGCCAUCGAUGCGUGCUUGACUGUCUGCGACGAAUACGAUAUCCAGACGCUAAUCCACACUGACACUCUGAAUGAGUCUGGUUUCGUCGAGCAGACCAUUGCCGCAUUCAAGAAUAGGACGAUUCAUACGUACCACACCGAAGGUGCGGGUGGAGGCCAUGCUCCCGAUAUCAUCAGCGUUGUUGAGCAUGCCAACGUUCUACCAUCCUCGACCAACCCGACUAGGCCCUAUACCCGCAACACGUUGGAUGAGCAUCUGGAUAUGCUGAUGGUGUGUCAUCAUUUGUCGCGCAACAUCCCCGAAGACGUGGCUUUCGCCGAGUCGCGUAUUCGCGCGGAGACGAUUGCGGCAGAAGAUGUCCUGCAUGAUCUUGGUGCCAUUUCUAUGAUGUCGUCGGACUCUCAAGCUAUGGGUAGAUGUGGUGAGGUCAUUCUGCGAACAUGGAAUACAGCGCACAAGAAUAAGGUUCAGCGUGGAACGCUCAAAGAAGACGAGGGUACGGAUGCCGACAACUACAGGGUCAAGAGGUAUAUCAGCAAGUACACCAUCAACCCAGCCAUCGCACAGGGCAUGGGCCAUCUCAUUGGAAGCAUCGAGGUGGGCAAGGUGGCAGAUCUUGUCCUCUGGACUCCCAGGAAUUUUGGUGUCAAGCCGAAGCUCGUGGUUAAGAGUGGUUUCUGCUCAUACGCCCAGAUGGGCGACCCCAACGCCUCCAUUCCCACGGUAGAACCCAUCAUUAUGCGCCCCAUGUUCGCCCCGCUCGUCCCGCAAUCCAGCAUAACAUUUGUCUCGCAAGCUUCCAUCUCCUCUGGCGUCAUCAAAUCGUACGGGCUGCGGAAGCGGGUUGAAGCGGUCAAGAAGUGCAGAAACAUAGGCAAGAGGGACAUGAAGUUUAACGAUACGAGGCCGAAGAUGAAGGUUGAUCCGGAGAGGUAUACGGUCGAGGCAGAUGGCAUGGUCUGUACGGCGGAACCGGCGGAGACGUUGCCGUUGACACAGGCCUAUUUUGUUUAUUGAGGCUGUGGUUGGUGAGGGCACAUGUACAGGUGGCCCUGGCUAGAUGAGAAAUGAAAACAUGGCACCCUACUCGUUGAAUAUCUCUAGGAAUUGUGCAUGAUGAAUAUGAACUUGAGGAAAGGUGACUGUUGGUGGCUGUUGGCAGUAAAGGCUAGAUAGAGGCUACGAGGGACCUAAUGAGUCGAAGACUGUAGUAUGGGCAAAGAAAGGUGGAAAAUAAGGCGGCGACCUUGGACGCACGACGGGCGGGGGUGACGAUGGGGAUGGGCGGCACCAACAGGGCAAAGUUUUAGGCGUGUGGCAGCCCGGGCAGCCUGGCAGAGACGGGGCAGCCUGGCAGAGACGCGACAGCCUGGCAGAGACGCAACAGCCCCGGGGCAUUUUUGGUGCAGUCGCCGCUGUACGAGGUGCACAAGACAUCUGUUGGCAGGCAACGGUUAGAAGCUAGAGUUCAUAAUAAAACCUUGAGAGAUGCAACAAGCUAUUUGAUGAAUG